AUGGACGAGUAUCUAAUCAUUACAAUCCACCAUAGUGGUGAAUUUGCGAGUGAGGACUUGAGCGUUUACGUAGGAGGUCAGAUUGCUAAACUGAGGGUAGAUGCUGAUAAGUGGAGUUUUUUUGAGCUGUUAGGUAGUAUCAAGGAACUAGGUUAUCGAGCCAUAGAAAACAUAUAUUAUAAGGAUCCAACUGGUGGGAUGAAUAUGUUGGUAGAUGACAGAGGAGCAUUAGAGAUUGCUGAUUUAUAUAGGGUUCAUCUUAGUGUUGAGGUCUUUAUUAAGCAAGCAUUGUCCCAGCCUGUUUUUGCUGAAGAAGCUGAAGUUGUGUUAGAUGAUAUUCCACUUAAUGAGAUGCCACCUAAUGAGAUAGUAGAUGAGGUAGCAGUAGAGAUUGAGGAAAUAUUGAAGGAAUUUGAUGAGAGGGCCAAUGAUGUAGCACAGGAUGAUGUGAGGACUAAUGAUGUAACACAAGAUGGUGAGAGGGCCAAUGAUGUAGCACAGGAUGAUGUGAGGACUAAUGAUGUAACACAAGAUGGUGAGAGGGCCAAUGAUGUAGCACAGGAUGAUGUGAGGACUAAUGAUGUAACACAAGAUGAUGAGAGGGCCAGAGAUGUAGCACAAGAUGAUGUGAGUGCAGUUGGAGCUGAUAAUGGACCUGUGGGUGGUGAGGUUGAUGAUGAUUUAAGACUGACUGAUGAUAGUUCUGAUGAUAGCAACUUCGAGUAUGAUAGUGCAAUGGAGAUAGUAUUUGAUGAUGACUCUGAUGAGUAUAGUACUGAACUGGAAGAGGAGGAUGGAAACCUAUUGGACUGUGAUAUUGAAGAUAAUGAACAAAUGAAAAGUAAAAAAGGAAAACAAAUGUCUGAUGAAAACAAAGAAGAUAGUAAAGGGAGUGAUAAUGAUAGUGAGGAUCUUGUAAGUGAUUGUGAUAGUGAUGAUAGCAGUAGGGCUAGGAGAAAGAAGUAUCCAAUUUUUAAGCUUUUAAAGGAUAUAUCCAAUUACAGAUGGGAAGUGGGAACCUAUUUUACUACAAAGGAAGAUUUCAAGGAGGCAAUUGUUACUUAUGCAGUCCAUUCUGGCAGAGAUUUAAGGUUCACUAAGAAUGACAAGAUAAGGGUUAGGGUCAGGUGUAAGGAUGGAUGUGAAUGGGAAUCUUACUGUGCUAAGUUGCCUACUGAGGAUUCAUGGCAACUUAAGAAGAAGAUUGAAAAAACAAGUUCAUACACAAAUAUGUGGCUUGUAAGGAUGUCUGAUGAGUUUAUAUUUGAAGUGAGAAAUUUGGAAAACAAUGCUGAAAAAUUUACAGUCAAUCUAAAAGAUAGGACUUGUUCAUGUAGAAGGUGGGAGUUGACAGGCCUCCCCUGUGUUCAUUCACUAUCAGCAAUCAAAAGCAGGAACCAGAAGAUUGAUGAUUAUGUUCCUGAGUAUUACAGGAAAUCAAGAUAUAUGCAAGUGUACCAGCCAGUCAUUUUUCCAGUCAAUGGCUCAAACCUAUGGGAGAGGACAGAGUACCCUGAUGUUCUGCCACCCAAAUUUAGGAAAAUGCCAGGAAGACCCAAAAAAAGGAGGAAUUUGGAACAAGGUGAACUAGAUGGCACAGAUAGAAAGAUGAGAAGAACUGGCUUCAUUGUGAAGUGCAGUAGAUGCAAGAAACAAGGACACAACAAACUUACUUGCAAGGUACCAUCAACUACUGCACAAGCAGCUCCAUCACAAUCAUCUCCAUCUCAGACUACUUUUGUACAAGUAUCCCAAGCAGCUCAUUCAGCUCCAUCACAGUCAUCUCAAGCAGCUCCUUCACAAUCAUCUCAAGCAGCUCCAUCACAAUCAUCCCAAGCUCAGAAGACUACUCCAAAAUCAGCCAAGAAGAUUACUCCUAAAGCAAAGAAGUUGGCAGUUAGAAGGCCAAAUGCCCCUUUUAUCCCACCUGGUCCAACCACAAGGCUGACUGCUGCAAAAACAGCUAUAGGUCCAACAACAAGGAGGACAACACCUACUAAAAGGGCCACACCAAAAUGGAAACCAUAG
This is a messenger RNA of Vicia villosa (hairy vetch), 2028 nucleotides long. RefSeq lists its product as uncharacterized. The transcript is spliced from 2 exons. NCBI's taxonomy places the organism in Eukaryota, Viridiplantae, Streptophyta, Magnoliopsida, Fabales, Fabaceae. The record is from RefSeq and is a predicted model, not a curated record. Bases 1 to 2028 code for a protein of 675 amino acids. Gene Ontology annotation, molecular function: zinc ion binding.